This is a messenger RNA of Acanthaster planci (crown-of-thorns starfish), 2019 nucleotides long. RefSeq names its product medium-chain acyl-CoA ligase ACSF2, mitochondrial-like. The record is from RefSeq and is a predicted model, not a curated record. Gene Ontology annotation, molecular function: medium-chain fatty acid-CoA ligase activity. Lineage: Eukaryota; Metazoa; Echinodermata; Asteroidea; Valvatida; Acanthasteridae. Gene Ontology annotation, biological process: fatty acid metabolic process.
AUGGCUUUUAACUCUGGUGGUCGAAUUACACGCUCCGUAAGCUCCAAUAUUAGGUUAAGCUACUUCCACAAUGUGGGUUUCACCUCACUAAUUGGCAAGACCAUUGGGCAGGUCAUGGAUGAAACAACUGAGAAAUUCCCUGACAGGGACGCGCAUGUGUUCCUCAGAGAUGGAAUACGAAGAACCUUCGAAGACUUUCGAGAGGAGACUGAAAAGAUUGCGCUUGGACUUCUAGCUGUUGGCAUUAAGAAGGGAGACCGAGUUGGUAUAUGGGAGCCUUCAACUCUAGAAUGGGUGCUCACACAGUUUGCCACGUCACGCAUUGGUGCCAUCAUGGUCAGCGUAAAUCCCGUCUACCGAGUGCAUGAGCUGGAGUAUGCUCUCAAAAUGUCUGAAUGUAAAGCCGUCGUAUGCGACAAAACUUUCCGGACAUUAGACUACUAUGCAAUGCUUCGCGAAGUCUGUCCCGAACUUGAAAAUGACAAGCCAGGACAACUCAAAAGUGCGAAACUUCCAGCUUUACGAUCCGUCAUCUUCAGGGGCGAGGACAAUUUGCCUGGGACGUUCAACUUCAAUGACCUGUAUCACAUGGGCGGCAGCACUGAGGAGGAACAGAGGGACGACUAUGGGAAAAGGACACAGUUUGAUGAGCCCAUCAAUAUAAUGUUUACCUCGGGUACCACAGGUUUUCCUAAAGGCGCCACAUUGACGCAUCAUAAUGUUAUCAACAAUGCAUUUAACGUAGGACAUACGAUGGGCUAUCACGAAGAGCACCACCGUAUUUGUGUUCCCGUGCCACUGUUCCACACUUUCGGCACGGUUUGUUCCUCGCUCUGUGGACUGGUGCAUGGGGCUACUUGUGUUUUCCCUUCACCUGGGUUUGACGCCAAGGCAGCCCUCCAGGCAGUCUCCGAAGAGAGAUGUACAUCCCUCUAUGGCACACCAACCAUGUUCAUUGACUACCUGAAUCAUCCUAGGCUGCCCGAGUGUAACUUUUCAAGUCUUUCUACGGGCAUUCUGGGUGGUUCGCCUUGUCCUGUUGAAACAGUGAAACAGUGCAUGACCCGCCUCAACAUGAAGAAUAUCACUUUGAAGAUUAUCGAUGUGCAAUCUGGGGAAAUCGUGCCACGCAACAUGUCCGGUGAGCUCUGCAGUCGAGGAUACACCACCAUGAUCGGCUACUGGAAUAACAAGGAGAAGACUGAUGAAGUUAUCGAUGCCGUGAGAUGGUUCCACACAGGGGAUAUUGCUGUGAUGAAUGACGAGGGCUAUGUGUCCAUUGUGGGACGCAGCAAAGACGUCAUCAUUAGAGGAGGGGAGAACAUCUAUCCAGUGGAGAUCGAGAACUUUCUGUACAUACACCCCAAAAUCAACGAUGUCCAGGUAAUCGGUGUUCCAGAUGAGUGUCUUGGUGAGAUUGUGUGUGCCUGGGUGAAGCUGAAGGAAGGACAAACAGCAACGGAAGGAGAAAUCAAGCAAUUCUGCAAAGGAGAGAUAGCUCACUUCAAAAUCCCAAAGAUGAUUCACUUUGUGUCUCAGUUCCCACUGACCAUAUCCGGCAAAGUGCAAAAGUUCAAGAUGCGGGACGAGAUGAAGAGAAUUAUGUAGCACCUAGGUUAUGGACUUCAAUAAGGGUCUGAGGAGUCGAAAAAUGAUAAUAUUACCAAGCAAAAUCGGAUGGGUUGGGGAUACUUGUACCCCUUAUUUGUAACUGCUUUAUUUUUCAUACUUUUUUACACACGCCUUGAAAUCAUAUUCGAAACUGGGUCCCUAGAUCAUGAAAUGAGGGAUUUCCAAACGUUUAGCAAGAAAACGAAUGUGAAUACUCUAACCUUAGGCCUUGCAUCGGACAAAUUGAUGUUUCCGUAUAUAAGGAAAUGGAGUUACACUUUAAAAGUCGGCAUGCAGAUGGUCUCAACUCAGCUUUGGGACCAAUUAAAACAAACGCUGUAAAUGAGAGUGUUACCAGUCAUACCUCAGCAGCUGCUGUAAUUCAGAUCUAUCAGGUGUUUCUUUGCC